Messenger RNA from Meloidogyne enterolobii, 1069 nucleotides. The record is from the annotation of a GenBank genome assembly. NCBI's taxonomy places the organism in Eukaryota, Metazoa, Nematoda, Chromadorea, Rhabditida, Meloidogynidae.
UUUUUAUUUAAUUUUACUAUUCCAAUCAAAAAUGAAUUCAAAAUCUGAUUGGCUUCAAAAAAUUGGGGAAUAUCAGAAUAAAUUAGAGGAAUAUCAAAAAGUAGUAUUUAGUGAAGAAAAGUUGUGGUUUUUUGGACAGAAAUAUUUUGAACGUCCAAAUUAUCAUUGGGGGAAUUAUGUAGCAUUUAAUGGUUCUCAUUCUGAUUAUUUCGACACAAUUACAAAUACUUGGGGAGGUCCAAAACAAUUAGAAGCAAUUUCUUCUAAACAACAUUUUGGGGAAUUAAUUUUUGUUUCUGACUCGGAAAUUUUUCUUUUAUUAUUUUCUCAUUUUGGGGCAAUGUGUUUUUAUUCAUUACAUCAAUUCAAUAAAAAUAAAAGAUGUUGGGAAUUAUUUUUUGAAUUUGAAGAGAAUAAUAAUUUUGUUCCUUCUGAUGAAAGUUACAGAAAUGAUUUAAUAUUAGCUGGAGAAUUAAAAGAAAAUGGAAAUAAACAUUUAUAUUUUGUUUCAUAUGAAAAUCAUAAUAUAAAUAUUUAUUUAUUAAAAAUAAAAAAGAAUAGAGAGAUUGAAUGUCAAAAUAUUCCUAUAAUUUUACCGGCAAAUUAUUUUCAAGGAUUUCAACCAACACAUUCAAUAUUAUUUUCUGAUAAAUUAAUUUAUGUACAAGGAGGGAUUUUAUGUUGUGGAUUUCGUUGGGAACCAAAUUGGCUAUUGAAAUUGUCUUUGGAAGAAGGAAAAAUGUCUGAAUUAAUUAAAUUUGAAAGUACUAAUCACCCUGAAUUUAAUUAUUCUGGCUCUUUAGCCAAUGCUUUUAUUGCAAACAAAAAUGUUUGGAUUCAUUUUGCUGGGACUAAACAAUUUGGAUUGAAUAAAGGAAUUUUUAAUGGGGAAAUAUGGAUUUUAGAUUUAAAUGACAACAAUCACCCAAACUGGAAAAUGUUGGAAAACAAAAAAUUACCCAAAACAAUGCCUGGAAGUACAGCAAUAAUUUAUGUUAAACAAUUAGAUAAAUUAUUUUUAAUUGAUGAAGAGAAAAGAAUUUUUAAGUCGAUAAAACCUUUACUUUGA